Molecule: messenger RNA, 1587 nt
Organism: Colletotrichum graminicola M1.001
Lineage: Eukaryota; Fungi; Ascomycota; Sordariomycetes; Glomerellales; Glomerellaceae
Exons: 6
Coding region: 1-1587 (528 amino acids)
Source: RefSeq, a predicted model, not a curated record
AUGCGAGAGUCGAAGGGAGGGGAAGAGCGGUUCAGCAACAGCACGUCGUUGGACGAGAGCUUUGACAACGCAGUCCUCUUCAAAUUCGAGGAUGCGGGAAAGGUGGGGAAUGAGAACGUCACGGUGCAGGGCGGCAUCAACAUCGUCUGCGCGCGAUGCUACAUCAAGGGCGAGGCCGUCGCCCACCUCACCAUCGACGGCGCCUUCAACACGACCCAGGUGCUCGGCGACAUCGGCAGCGAGUUCGCCGAGACCUUUGACAACAUCACGACGUACGCCAAGGACUACGUCGAGGGCGUCGCCGCGAAGCUGUCGGACGGCCUGGACGCCGACGACUUCGGCUUCCCGCCGCUCAACAUCACCUUCGACGUCGACCUGGACACCACCUUGUCCGCCGGCAUGAACUACAAGCUCAACCUGUACACCUCGACGACGCCGCUGGGGGCCAAGAUCGGCGACGCCUUGCACCUCGGCGUCGUGUUCGCCAUCGAUCUCAUCCUGAGCGUCGAGAGCGAGGUGCGCAUGGGCAGCGGUUUCCACAUCCGGAUGGAUGACAGGGUCGGCUUCGACAUUGCAUUGUCCUCCAAGAACGUGUCGAGCGUGGACUUCAACGGCGGUCGGUUCGAGUUCCUGCCGGUCGUCGUCGAAAGCGCCGGCGUCGUUCUCAAGGCCGUCCUCCGGGUCGGCGUCAGCGCCGGCAUCCAGCUCUCCACCCCCGUCGACCCCAGGGAGCUCGAGAUCUUCAACAAGUCCCUCACGAUACCGGGCGCGUCGGCCGGCGUCGAGGUCGGCGUCUUCGCCAACGUCGUCGAGCUCAGCACCAACGUUACCGCCCUCGCGACGCCCGACGAGGACGGCUGCGCGCUCCGCGCCGUCAACGCGUACCAGUUCGCCCUGCGCGCCGCCGCCGGCGCAUCGGUGCGCAUCGGAGACCGCGUCUGGGACCCCGUGCCGAGCACGCAGGUCGCCAUCUUCUACACCACCCUCGGCGGCGGCUGCGCCAGCCAGCGGAUAGCGCCUGUAACUGCGACUACGACGGUGACGACGACGACGCUGAGCGAGAAGGUCACCUACACGGCCAUCGAGUGCCUGACGACGGGUCUCGUCAACUGCCCGCCCCAGCCGCAGACUCUGAGGAAGUUUGUCGCGACCGAGACGUUCGUCACGACCGUGGCGUCCGGCGAGAAGGCCACUUUUCCGGCAGCAACGCAGCCCGCCAUCCCAAAGGUUGUCGACUUCGGUUCCGGCGCCAAGUCUUUGAUAUCGACUAGCGAAGCUCCCAAGUUGUACACUCCCCCGCCUCCCCUUACUUCUACUCCGUCUGCCACCGGCACCAACCCUGCCGAGGCACCCAAAGGCGCCGAAGGCGUGAUUGGCGGGGUCGACAAGAAGGUCUUCAUCGGCGUCAGCGUCGGCGUCGGUGUUGUCGUGCUAGCUGGUAUUAUUGGUGCUUUUGUAUAUUGGCAGCGAAGACGCAGGUACACGCCUGUUGCUAAAGCAGACAGAUUUGUAGCCUUUUCGCAAGAGACGCAAUCGCCGGGCAGCUACGAAGGCGUCAAGGAACAAGAACAGCCCGAAACCACCUAG